AUGUCUUCAACGCAUUCGAGUGCAAAAUCUCAUGAAAACCUCUUGAGCCCUCGCCCUAAAUAUCGGACAGAAACGGUGCCGGCUGAGGUGGGUUUCCACUUCAACAGGGCGACUGCACAAACGCGCAUCAAACCUCUGGAAUCUCAAAAUCGGUUUCCAACGUACGGGACAGAAAAUGCGAUUGGAGAAUCAGACACUCUAACGUCUGUGCAGACAGAAAGGCAACUACUCAAGAACAUGAUUGUUCUAGGCUUGGGUUUUGUCUUUACCUUUAGCGCCCUUGCAGCCUUGCAGAGUUUGCAAAGUUCACUGUUUCUGGAAACCGUCCUGGGACUGCACUCCUUGACCGUUCUGUACAGUCUGGCUGCCUUCUCUUGCCUCUACGGUCCUAUUUUUGUGCAAAAACUCACACCGAAUUGGACAGUUGUGCUGUCUUUCGUCUUGAUCGCCCUUUACAUAUCCACUUUUUUCUAUCCCAAGCCGUACACUUUAUUCCCCAGUGCCAUACUCCUUGGACUGACGUUUGGUCCAUUGUUCUGUGCCCAAACUACUUUCUUGAUGCAACUGGUAUCCCGGAUGGCUUAUCUCACUGAUGGUAUCAGAGAUAAAGUUCAGCAGCGAUAUCUUCGACUGUUUUACUUUUUCUACAAUUCUAGUCGCAUUUGGGGGCAUCUAGCAACAGCCCUGUUGCUAAGAUAUGGUGGCGAUGUGUAUGUCUUCUCCACUAGGCCACAAUAUCCUCGAUUCCAUUCCAAUAACCCGCACUUCCCGAUGCUCGAUUUACGAAUGUCUCCAUCUCUAUACGCCACGGUUGCAAGGCCGAGCUUAUGCACCUUAGACCACCUAACAGAUGAUCACAUCUUCCGGAAUCCUGCCUCGUACAUGUUCUCCGUGCCAUCUAACUUGUAUCUGAUGCUAAUAUCCGUAUAUUUAGGCUUGGCGUUUCUUGGACUGGCUACAGUAACGACACUAUUGGACAAGUUUGAUCUUUACGUGUCUCAAGAUCCUCUGGAACGACCUCCUAUUCUUCUCAGCUUCAGAAAAGUGGUGCUUUCGAUGGUGGAUCCUCAACUGAGACUAAUGAUUCCAAUGAUCGUAUUCAUCGGAUUUGAGCAAGGUUACUUGAUAGCUGAUUUUACCAGAUCGUACGUGAGCUGCGCGCUGGGCCUGGAAGCGGUGGGCUACACGCUCCUGUGCGCGGGCGCCACCACCACACUGGGCGCCGUGGCGGCUCACCACUUCAUGAAGCACAUUCGGCGCUUGACCCUGCUCCUAGCCGCUGCCCUGUGCCACGCGGGGCUACUCAUGGUACUGUGGCUCUGGACGCCCGUCAGGGACGACGUCGCCGUCUUCUACGUCAUUGCCGCCGGAUGGGGACUCUGCAACGCCGUCUUCGAGACUCUCACCACAACUCAUCUGGCUUCUGCAUUCGCCUACGACUGGCAAGCCCCCUUUGCGGUCUAUCACCUGGCCCAGUGCGUCGGAUUAGCCUUUGCUUUCGGGAUUAGCCCCGUGUUUGUCACAGAUGUCAAAGUAUACCUAAUGGCCGGCAUGCUGAUCUUAUCUCUCUGUCCAUACGUCGUCAUGGAGACGAGACUAAAAAGACACCAGAAGAGCCAAGACCGUACAACCGAGCUGUGAUCAUGUCUGCAGUUUCUAUAAAAGCAUUAGCUUUAGA
Molecule: messenger RNA, 1678 nt
Organism: Uloborus diversus
Lineage: Eukaryota; Metazoa; Arthropoda; Arachnida; Araneae; Uloboridae
Product: protein unc-93 homolog A-like
Exons: 3
Coding region: 1-1641 (546 amino acids)
Biological process (GO): regulation of potassium ion transport; regulation of muscle contraction
Cellular component (GO): plasma membrane; striated muscle dense body
Molecular function (GO): potassium channel regulator activity
Source: RefSeq, a predicted model, not a curated record